AUGAGAGAAAGCGGAGUGGAUUCUCCUUGUCCCAUAACUGCCUAUAGAAGGAAUGAAGUUAGCAGUGCCUGCACACAAACAGUAAACACAAAGUAUACAAAAAUGCUGACAGACAAUAAACACAGAAGCAGACAAAAUGAUCCAAAGCAAACUAGACAAUUAGGACAAAAGACAAUCAAGACAAUCACUCACCCUUCCACCUGCCUUCUUUCCCAGUGUGUCCACUGGUAUAAUUUCAACUUGCCGGGGGUCUCUCGACCCACCAAGCUGGGGUUCCAACCCCACCAGGUACCUGUCCGGGGACCUCCAACACCCUGGUCCGGGGCCUCCAACACCGGAAAGUUCCUUUUCAAAUCUCGGGGGACCUUUUCCCCGGGCAAAGCUUAUAGUGGGGACUCCAGCCCCACAAGACAAACAUUUUAUUCUCAUUCAGUGAUUUUGCGGAAUGGAAAAUCCAAAAAGUGCAGUACUGUCAUUGUACAGUCAGAACUAUUACAGAAACCAUAUCCAGAAGAUGAAGAUUUUCAAAAUGAAGAUGAAGAUGAUUUCCAAAAACCUGAAGUUAGCAACAGAAGUAAAAUUAAAACUGGAACGCACAAAAAGCAUGUUGGGAAAGAACUACAUAGAAUUGUGAGUUGCACAGCUUGUGGACAACAGCUGAAUCAUUUUCAGAAGGAUUCAAUAUAUCGACAUCCUGCAUUGAAUGUUCUUAUUUGUAAGAACUGUUAUAAAUAUUAUAUGAGUGAUGAUAUAAGUCGUGAUUCUGAAGGAAUGGAUGAACAGUGCAGAUGGUGUGCAGAAGGUGGAAACUUAAUUUGUUGUGACAAUUGCCAUAAUGCUUUUUGCAGAAAAUGCAUCUGGCGCAACCUAGGACGAAAGGAGAUAUCAAAAAUAAUGGAUGAAAACAACCAAUGGCAUUGCUAUAUUUGCCAACCUGAGCCCUUGUUAGAUUUGAUUGCCACAUGUGACAGUGUGUUUGAGAACUUAUCAUAUGAUGAAAAGAAAUGUGAGCAUCCACAUAAAUUUCACUCCAUAUAUACUGAAAAGAAAACCCAGUUAGAUGAUGAUUCUUCUAGUUCUAUAACAUUUUUUUUCCCAUCAUUAAUGCUUCCAAAAAAUUUGAUUCAAGAAACAAAAAAUCUGGUUGAGAACAUUACAAAUAUGAACUUGAAUUUUCUUAAAUUUUUGGAAAAAAUAGCCAAUAAUUCACAAAUCAGCUCAACUAUGAAGUUAGAUCAAUUGCAAGCUAUAAAAUCUGUGAUGAAUGAUAUCAGUAAGAGUCACAAGACAUUAGAUGAAUACUUAGAUAAGGAGAUAAGCAAGUUGGUUGUUAGAGAUAAAGAAGAAAAUAUUAAAAAAUGCACAAGUGAGAAAACAGAAAAAUACCCUGAAGUUGAAAAUGUAGAUAAAAAACAUGAAGUGGAAAAUAAAUUUAUUUUGAAGACAAAAAAGUUUUCAACCGACAAAACUAGUACAGAAAAAGUUUCUACAACAGCUGAAGAAUAUGAAUUUGCCAGUACAUCUAAAUCUGUUGAGAUGGACAUUGGGUCUAUUCCUUCUUCAGGAUCUGAAGAUAUUUUUGAGAUUCUGAAAUUAUCUUUUGAUAUCCAGAAUGUUAAAAGUGAUCAGGAUUCCAAAAAUUCUUCAAAAAUUGAUGAGUCUUUAAAAGAUAUCAAAAAAGAGGCCAAGUUAAAGGCAUUAGCCAAAGAAACAAAGAAAGUGCAUGCUGAACUUUCUCCAGCUUCCUUAUCAGAUUCCACAUUGAAAGAUGCUGUAAAUCAAAAGAAAACAGAGGAGCAAACUCAUGUUACAGGAAAUUUUGGAGUCCUUCAGGAAAAGGUUGUAAUCUCUGAUAAUAAUAAUACUACAUUACUUAGGGAAGACUCUGACCUCCAAAGAUCACCACACAUAAAAACAUCUUUAAGAAGACAAAUAGAAAAUAUUACAUCUAAUUCAGAAGAAGAAAGUAAUAAAAAAUGUAAAGCAAAAUCAUCAGGACAGUGGAAAGAAAAAGAUAAGAGUUCUUUGCCUCAAAUUGAAGAGCAAUUGGAAUCAGUUUCCAAAAAAUCUUAUUUAAUGACUCAUAGUUCAGAUUCAGAUGAAAAGUCAGUUAUAUUAAAGGAAUCUACUAAAGUAAAUCAGAGCUCUUCAGAGUCUGAUACUAAUUUAAUAUAUGAUAGUACUGAAAAGAAUGUUGUAGACAAGGCAAAGCAACACACAGUUAAACGUAAGAAGGCAAGAGAUUCCACUUCUGAUUCAGAUGCUAAUGAUAAAAAGAGAAAAGCUUCGAAGUUUUCCUCCGGAAAAACCAUCAAAGAACAGCAGGAUGAACAUUAUUUUUUUUCCUCUUCAUCUGACAGUGACAAGUCUGAAAUGACUAUUACAGAAAAUACUGAUAUAUUAAGUCCUGGAUAUUUUCAGGUGCCAGGAAAUGAAACUGAUACUUUGUGUGUACCUGUCCUAAUAGAUGAUGAUGAUAAACCUGAUAAUCGAAUUGUCAAGAAGACGCUCUUUGAAGAAAUCAAAGCCAGUUUUUCUUCAGAGGAAAGUGAAGAAUCAGAUGUUAAAAAGAAAGAUGAAACAAAUGCAAGAAGAGAGGGGAUUUAUAGGAAAAGCAGUUCAGAAUCUGAUUCAGACUCUGAGGAAACUAAAAAGCUUAAGUACACAUGCAGGCUGUUGAUCCAUAAAUUAAGUGAAGAAGAAUCUGCAGAAGAGACAAAGGAAAGCAAACAGAAAGGUAAGAGAAAAGUGAGCAGUGGAGAUUUUGUUGAUUCUGACUUCAAAGGAUUUCCUGAUACUGAAGAUAUUACUGAACCUAAAGGUGAUCAAAGGCCAAGGCCAAGAUCAGCAAAAAGCAUAAAGUCAACAGUUAAUCAGCGGAGUUACAAACAAAAGAAGAAAAGGAGACACAUUAAAGUACGUGAGGAUUCAUCAAGUGAAAAUAAGAGCAAUUCUGAAAGUGAUGAAUCACAGUCACCAGGUAAAGGUAGAAAGAAAAUAAGAAAUAUCCUUAAAGAUUAUAAAUUACGAAGAGAAACACAGAGAGCCCUUAAAGAAGAGGAAUGGAGGAGAAAGCGCCUUGCUGAAAGAGAACAAGAAAGAGAAAAAUUAAGAGAGGUGCUAGAUGUUUCUGAUUCACCUAAUAUGUAUCCAAUUACAACCAAACUUGUUUUAGAUGAAGAUGAAGAAACCAAAGAACCUUUGGUUCAGCUCCAUAGAAAUCUGGUUACCAAAUUAAAACCUCAUCAAGUAGAUGGUGUUCAGUUCAUGUGGGAUUGCUGUUGUGAAUCUGUAAUAAAAACAAAGACAUCAGCAGGCUCAGGAUGCAUUCUUGCCCACUGCAUGGGUCUUGGAAAGACACUACAGGUGGUGACUUUUCUUCAUACAGUUCUAUUAUGUGACAAAUUGAAGUUUGCUACAGCUUUAGUAGUUUGCCCCCUUAAUACUGUCUACAACUGGAUAAAUGAAUUUGAGAAAUGGCAGGAGGGAUUAGAAGAAGAUGAAAAACUCAAGGUUUCAGGAUUAGCGACCAUGAAACGCCCUCAAGACAGAAGCCAUGUUCUGCAAAAAUGGCAAGAUAAUGGUGGAGUAAUGAUUAUUGGCUAUGAGAUGUACAGAAAUCUUGUACAAGGAAGGAAUGUAAAGAGUAAAAAAUUAAAAGAAAUAUUUAAUAAAACUCUUGUUGAUCCAGGCCCAGACUUUGUUGUAUGUGAUGAAGGCCAUAUACUAAAAAAUGAAGCUUCAGUUAUAUCCAAAGCUAUGAAUUCUAUUCGUUCAAAAAGAAGAAUUAUUUUAACAGGAACACCUCUACAAAAUAAUCUAAUUGAAUAUCACUGUAUGGUUAACUUUAUCAAAGAGAAUCUGCUUGGCUCUAUCAAGGAAUUUAGGAAUCGAUUCAUAAAUCCAAUUCAAAAUGGCCAGUGUGCAGAUUCCACUAUGGAAGAUGUUCGAAUAAUGAAAAAGCGUGCUCACAUUCUCUAUGAACUGUUAGCUGGAUGUGUUCAGAGGAAAGAUUAUACAGCAUUAACAAAGUUUUUGCAACCAAAAUACGAGUAUGUAAUAUCAGUAAGAAUGACUUCUAUUCAGUGCAAACUUUAUCAGUACUAUUUGGAUCAUCUAACAGGCAUUGGGGGUACUAAUGAAGGAGGAAAAGGGAAAGCCGGAACAAAACUCUUCCAGGACUUUCAGAUAUUAAGCAGAAUUUGGACUCAUCCAUGGUGCUUACAGUUGGACUAUAUUAGCAAAGAAAACAAGGGAUAUUUUGAUGAAGAAAGCAUGGAUGAAGCCUCAGAUUUUGAUGAAAUCUCAAUAAGUUCAGAUGAAUAUCCUAAGAAAAAAAAGUCCAAGGGGGAAAAAAAUACUGACUCAAGUGAAAGUGAUAAUGCAGAAGUAAUUAAAGUAUGGAAUUCAAGAUCUAGGGGUGGUGGUCAAGGAAAUAAAGAUGAGGGGGCCAGCAAUUCAUCUAUAACCCUAAAACAAGAAGAAAGUAAAACAACAUAUUUUUCAAAUCCAGGCAGCCCUUCUGUAGUGUGGUACAAAGAUUUUAUCACAGAUUCUGAUGCUCAAGUGUUGGAACAUUCUGGGAAAAUGGUACUUCUUUUUGAAAUUCUAAAAAUGGCAGAGGAACUUGGGGAUAAAGUGCUAGUCUUUAGCCAAUCUCUCAUAUCUUUGGACUUGAUUGAAGAUUUUCUUGAAUUAGGGAAUGUGGAAAUGUCAGACGAUAAAGACAGACCACCCAUUUAUAAAGGUGAAGGAAAAUGGUUUAGAAACAUUGAUUAUUAUCGUUUGGAUGGUUCUGCAACUGCACAGUCCAGAAAGAAAUGGGCUGGAGAAUUUAAUGACGAAACUAAUGUGAGGGGGCGACUAUUUAUCAUCUCUACUAAAGCAGGAUCUCUUGGAAUUAAUCUGGUAGCUGCUAAUAGAGUAAUCAUCUUUGAUGCCUCUUGGAAUCCAUCUUAUGAUAUUCAGAGUAUAUUCAGGGUUUAUCGCUUUGGUCAAAAUAAACCUGUCUAUGUAUACAGGUUCUUAGCUCAGGGAACAAUGGAAGACAAAAUUUAUGAACGUCAAGUAACCAAGCAAUCACUAUCUUUCCGGGUCAUCGAUCAACAGCAAAUUGAACGCCAUUUUACCAUGAGUGAACUGACUGAUCUUUAUACAUUUGAGCCAGACUUACUGGAUGAUCCUAUUUUAGAAAAGAAGAAAAAGAGGGACACUCCUGUGCUGCCAAAGGACACAAUUCUUGCAGAAUUGCUUCAAAUGCAUAAGAAAUUCAUCGUAGGAUAUCAUGAACAUGACUCUCUUUUGGACCAUAAAGAAGAAGAAGAAUUGACUGAAGGAGAGAGAAAAGCAGCUUGGGCGGAAUAUGAAGCAGAAAAAAAGGGACUUUCUAUGCAUUUCACUUUGCCCUCUGUCAGUUUUAGCUCUGAGCCUCCAUUUAUUCCUUUUGAUAUGGAAGCCAUCUCAUCACUGAGUGAUCCACAGUUGGAAGAUCUUAUUAACCAGAGCAAAGAAAAAGUAGCAGAAGCAACCAAUAAUAUGAAAUCAAUGAAGAUUCUUCCUCUUGAAGAUAUCAUUUCAGCUGUUCGGAAAGAAAAUGUACAUUUCACAGAAGCUCAAAUUUAUUCCUUGGCUUUAAGUAAGCAAGCUGAUCAGGAACGCGAUGCUAAGCACAGAGAAGCCAUCUACAAUGAUGUAUCAAUAAGACAGCAGAUGUUAAUAAGCUGUGUCCAACAGAUACGAAUGAAUAAAAAGCUUCUACAACAAUAUAGUGAAGAAUUAUUAAAUCAAGAAGACUUUUCAAGUCACUAUCCUGUGAUGCCAGCACCUCCAAAUCUAGUGAUAAAUCCAUCCAGUUACCAACAUAUUGAUGUAAAAGGAAUGUAUCAGCCAAGUUCUAGUGUACUAGAAGCACUACAAAUAAGAAGCAAGAAUACAAGAUCUUCCCAAAGGAAAUCAUUGUGA
Molecule: messenger RNA, 5961 nt
Organism: Gracilinanus agilis (Agile Gracile Mouse Opossum)
Lineage: Eukaryota; Metazoa; Chordata; Mammalia; Didelphimorphia; Didelphidae
Product: transcriptional regulator ATRX-like
Exons: 34
Coding region: 1-5961 (1986 amino acids)
Cellular component (GO): nucleus
Molecular function (GO): ATP-dependent chromatin remodeler activity; ATP binding; ATP hydrolysis activity
Source: RefSeq, a predicted model, not a curated record